Lycium ferocissimum is the source of this 1346-nucleotide messenger RNA. RefSeq lists its product as uncharacterized. The record is from RefSeq and is a predicted model, not a curated record. Bases 366 to 929 code for a protein of 187 amino acids. NCBI's taxonomy places the organism in Eukaryota, Viridiplantae, Streptophyta, Magnoliopsida, Solanales, Solanaceae. The transcript has 4 exons.
UCUUCAAUCGACCUGGUUCGGGUUCAAAAAAACGUACAAGAGAAUUUAAUGAUAUGAAGUCUCAAUCUGCAUCGAUACAUGCCUUGCUGAAUUGCCCAGAAGUUCAACAAUAUUAUGAGUAAGUUGUUAUUAUUUUGCACUAAAUAUCCAAGCACAAGGCAUACCAACUAACUUAAACUCCAUUUUGUCGGACAGUUACUUUGCGCAUUUAAAUGGCGUUGAAAAAGUGUAUGACCAGUUUGGGAAGUGGUUUAACGAUUAUGGUCAAGAUUGAUAAAGAAGAAAGGUUUUAAAGGAUUCUUUGGGGAAGCAGCAGCUUCGGCAAAGGUGAAAAGAGGGGUAAGAAAACAAAGAAGGGUAAGGAGAUGAGAGUUCCCCAGAGACCACCAGAAAACCUUAUGAUUAGAGAUAGAAGCUUGUCGCCAAGUCUCCCACCACGCGGCGCUCCAUUGCCUCAUGACCCCCUCAUUAAUGACAUUGCAUAUAGUCUUCCACCUCCAUACAGCUUUGGCCUGCCCUAUAUGGCUCCACGACAGGGCUUUACUGAGGCGUCUCUCUUGAUCCCCUCAAUGAUGUCCACACUAGGUUAUGCUACCCCACAGGGCUUCACUCGGUAUACUCUCGGAUCUCAGCGGGCGGCGCCUAGUAGUACUCCGACAGCUACGCCCAGCCCGACUGUAUCACAUCAUUCUUCAUCAUCUACUGAACAGAAUGAUAUUAAGGGUCCUGACCUUCAAGAAAGUAGUUUUGCACCUCACACUCCUAGCACGAAUGACUUACCUGGAGGUGUAAGUGCUCCACAACUGGAAUCUUAUGACUCAUCAGGGCUACUCAUCAUCGAGCCUGCAGGAUACGGUUGGUUACCGGACAAAGCUUCAAGACUCCUUACAGAUGAGAUAGAAAAACUAUUUAAAGACUCACCUACUUAGGGCCAGAUGCCACCAAAUCGUCAGAGACAGAUCUUUUAUGCGUUAAAGGUAUAUGCAUUUAUUAUUUUUAUUUAAGGGAAAAAGGUCAAUUAUAUUUCAACUUUCCUGGGUGCGCAGAUUGAAAAUUGUCUCAUUGCUGUCCCAUUACAUAAAUAACUCAAAAAAUUUCCGAGCUCACAUGAAAUUACUGUGCCAUUUGAUUGAACUAGAGAAUACUCAUAUUUGCAAAUUGUGAGCUGCAUUGGUGAAGGUCUAAUUUAUCAAUUGGCAAGUCCUUCAGAUGCUAAAUAGGAAAGUUAAAUGUUGUAUGCAUCUUUGAGCUCGACCAAUACUUACGAAAUAAUAGGCCUCCGCAACGUAUCUCUCGACCGACCUUGAGGCCAUUAAAGUUGCUCUUCUUAUGCUUUCGAAUCAAAU